Serinus canaria (Common canary) is the source of this 1554-nucleotide messenger RNA. It is a transcript of the gene CPO, whose product is annotated as carboxypeptidase O. Bases 70 to 1431 code for a protein of 453 amino acids. Gene Ontology annotation, biological process: proteolysis. Gene Ontology annotation, molecular function: zinc ion binding; metallocarboxypeptidase activity. The record is from RefSeq and is a predicted model, not a curated record. The transcript is spliced from 11 exons. Lineage: Eukaryota; Metazoa; Chordata; Aves; Passeriformes; Fringillidae.
UAUGGUCAGUCCAGAUCUAUCUUCCUCCUUUUAGUGCUGCACUGUCAGUGCUGGGUUCUUUGCACAAAGAUGUGGCUUUCUCUUGGGAUCAUCUUUUCUCUGGGGAUACUAAUUCCUGGAAAAUUCAGCUGGAAAUUGCAAUAUGACAGGGAUCAGGUUCUGCAUAUUAUACCAGAAACAAUUCAGCAAGUCCAGCAUCUUCAACUUCUUUGCAGUACUUUCAUGCUGGACUUGUGGAAACCCCUGCUGCCUGAAGACAUCAGGGCUGGGGAAGACCUGCACAUAAGGGUGCCAGCCCCUCUGGUGCAAGAGGUGAAAGAGAGCUUAGCUCAGCAUAUGAUCUCUUACAGAGUCCUAAUACCUGAUGUGCAGAAACUUGUGGAUCAGAGCAUGCCAAGGGAGAGGAGCAGCCACAGAGAUGUCUCAGGAGGUUAUGUCUACACUGAAUACCAUCCAAUGGAAGAGAUUUAUCAAUGGAUGACUCAGAUCCAGAAGAACAACAGUGAGCUGGUGACUCAGCACAUCCUGGGGAAGACAUUUGAGAAUCAAACAAUAUAUUACCUACAGAUCAGCCAACCAUCAACUAAAACCAAAAAGAUAAUUUGGAUGGACUGUGGGAUUCAUGCCAGAGAAUGGAUCUCUCCAGCCUUCUGUCAGUGGUUUGUGAAAGAAAUUCUUCAAAAUUACAAAACUGACCCAAAGAUAAGCAGAUUUCUGCAGAAUUUGGACUUCUAUGUCUUGCCAGUCCUCAAUAUUGAUGGCUACAUCUAUUCCUGGGAAGAAGAUCGUUUGUGGAGGAAAAGCCGUUCUCCAUAUGAGAAUGGCACCUGCUAUGGCACAGAUCUGAACCGAAACUUCAAUUCAUCCUGGGGCAGUGUUGGGGUAUCCUUUAACUGCAGCAGUGAUGUCUUCUGUGGAUCUGGACCAGAAUCAGAGCCUGAGACAAGAGCUGUGGCUCAGUUUAUCAAAAGCAAGAAGAGUGACAUUUUGUGCUAUUUAACAAUUCACUCCUAUGGACAGCUCAUCCUCACCCCAUAUGGUUCCACAACUGAACCUCCAAGCAACAAUGAAGAACUGAUGCAAGUUGCAAAGGAAGCAGCUGCUGCAUUGACAGGAAAGUAUGGGACCAGCUACAGAGUAGGAUCAACUGCUUCAAUUUUAUACAGUAACUCAGGCUCCUCUCGGGACUGGGCCCACAUGAUUGGCAUUCCACUCUCCUACACAUUUGAACUGCGAGACACGGGAACUCAUGGAUUCGUUCUCCCCGCUGAUCAAAUCCAGCCCACGUGUGAGGAGACUAUGCUGGCUGUGACAACCAUCAUAGACUAUGUUGAUAAGAAGUACUUCACAAAUGGAGAUGUGGUGCUGACCUCCAGCAGCUUGGGCCUGAGCCUUUGUCUGAGUAUUGUACUUACAUGGUCUGCUUGUUAAAAACAGCUUAGAGGACUCUCAUGCUCAGGAAGAGACGCACAUGAAGAAUAUAAUGGCCCCUCAAAAAUAAAAAGUUACAUCAGCAAAGGAAUUAAAUGUCAAGUAUUUCAAUAAAGGCUCAUC